CAGCACCCGGUUCCCGUCCUUUCCCACCCACCUGACCAAAUCCGAUCGAGCCGCACCAGCUCAGCCCGCCCCACCGGCGCCGCCAGCCCUGUCGCUCCGGCGCACGCACCUGCCGCAUCACCCCCUAAGCCGCGGCUAUCCCCUCCCGGACCAGCGUCAUCGCACCCCGGAGGGCCGCGCGGUUCGCACGCCGCGUCGAGGCAGCAGUCGGGCGGCCUCGGUUCGUCGCCGACCCCUUGGGGUGUAAUAGCAGCGCCUGCCUCUCGCUCAACAUCUCAUCUUUCCCUGCCAUAGCAUGCUUGGUUAGGUUAGUUUGGUCAUUUCACGUUUGUUAGGAAAUAUACAAACACCAGUUUGAUUGCGUCAGCAUAUGUUCUGUAGUGCAUACCUUGGAUGGAAGAAGUGUCUUAUUCUAGGAGUCGCAACAAGAGAGUUGUUGAGGACAUUAUUGAUGCCAGGGGUUUGAAGGAAGAUGAAGAGCAAGAUGAUGCUGACAACAGAAAGUCCCGGUCUGGUAUGUCAAGGAGGGACAUGCCCGUGGAUGAACUUGAGGAUCCUGGUGACAGCAGGCUGAGAUCUGCUGAUAGGAAUGAGUCAAGAAGGAAGUCCGUAUCUAGCUCAGGCCGGGCCUAUAGUGGUGAUGAAGACGAUUACGAUGUUAGAAGGGGUUCGCGGGUGUCGAAGAUUCGAAGAAGAAGCCCUGAAGAGAGAAGUGAGAAGAGAUUCUCUGAUGGGUACAAGGAUAGGGACAGGGAUAGCAGCAGGAGGAGGAGAGAAGAUGAGCAUGAUCCAGACUCUUCACGAAGAUCUAGCUCUAGAUCUUCUGACCAUGGUGUUUCUCAUAGUACAAGUAUAAGCAAGGCAGAGGGGCCAUAUGAUGGUAAGCAUGCCAAGGGUAUACAAAGUUUGGAAGUAAGAAAGGGUAGUAAGGAGAAUCAAGGGCACCGAAAUCAAGAGGAUCCUUUUUACCAGCGGAGUGUGGAUGAGGCUUAUUCAGACCGAAGAGCUGAUGGAACUGGUUCUGAUAGAUCUGAUACACGAGAUGGUUCAGAUCAGAGUAAUCACAGGGGUGAAUUACGUGGAAGCUUGGAAGACGACAAGAGGGGAAAUGGUUAUGCUACUAUUGAAAGCAAUGAUCAAGAUAGACUAUCAGUUGAUCCAAGGUGUGAGAGUGGAUCUCAUAUGUUUAGAGAGAAUAAACAUGUCAGUAUCCAAGAGAGGAUACCUAGUUCUAUUGAUGAUAUUGAGAGAAGUGACGACAAUGUGGAGACAAGAGAUAAGUUGCCUUGUCUUGACGAGGAUGGGCGUGCAUUGUUGAAGGAUGGAAAUAACAAAGAAGCUAGAGAUGAUAAGAAGUAUCCCGCCGCGAAGGAUGAGGGCGAUAGGGGUCAUUUGGACUCAUACGACGAAAGAAGCAUAAGCAUGAAGGAGAAAACAAAAGAGUAUGCUCAUGCAGAUCCAAACUCAUAUAGGGGAAGGGACAAAAACAGAGAGUUGGAAGGAUCUAAAGAAUACUCGAGGAAUCGUCAAAGGCAAGAUUCCAAGGAGGCAACUGACUAUGAUGCUGUUACAGAUAGGAGACAUGGCCAGGAAAGAUUAGAUGGCGGAAAUUUCCAUAGCCGGCCUGGGUAUAGGAAAGAUUUGAGGGGCAGAUAUGAGGGAAACAAAGGCCCUUUAUCAUAUGGCAACCGAUAUGACAGUUCCGAUUCAAUAGAAAUACGGCCUAACAGGAAUCUUGAUUUUGGAAGGGAGAGUCCUGUAUCUGUGAGAAGAAGUGACAUGGGAUCCCAUCAGGAUUUAAUGCCUGGAACAAAUGAUCCAUCUGAGGAUAAUAAAAAAAGUUAUGGAAGUGGUGAGGAUUUGCAGGAAAGAUACUAUGAAGAUGCUCAAAAUAUUGAUAAUGAUACUGCCAAUGAUCAAAGUGAUUCUCAAACUGGAAGAAGAGGAUUGAAAGGAGCAAUGACACCCAAUACUUCAGGAGCAGUUGAAAGUGGUAGUGGCAGUAGGAUCUCUCCAAUUCCUCAACAGGGACCAAAAGGUGGUAGACCUUCUCGAGGGCUAAGAGGAAGACCAAUUGGAAGGGACCCUCAGAGAGUGGGAAUUUCAGUGCCUAUGAUGCCACCGUCACCAUUUGGACCUCUUGGCCUGCCACCAGGUCCAAUGCAACCAAUGGGGCCAAACAUGUCCCAUUCUCCUGGUCCUCUCGGACAUGGUGUUUUCAUGCCACCAUUUCCAGGGCCACUUAUCUGGCCUGGAGCACGGGGUGUCGAUAUGAGUAUGCUUGCUCUUCCACCCAACCUUCCUAUGCCUCUCCAGAACUUCACUACCAGUGUGGGAGCUGGCCCAAACCACAACAUUCACAUGCAUCAAACAGACACUGGAAGAGGACUGGCAUCGGGAUCUGGUUUCAACCCAAUGGCUACACCAAGUCGUGAAAUUAUGCAUGAUAAACCACCUGCAGGCUGGACACCACAGCGGAACAGUGGGUCUGCUGGAAAAGCUCCUUCAAGGGGAGAACAAAAUGAUUACUCUCAGAAUUUUGUUGAUACUGGUAUGCGACCCCAGAACUUCAUUAGGGAGCUGGAGCUUACAAAUGUAGUGGAAGACUAUCCUAAGCUUAGAGAACUUAUACAGAGGAAAGAUGAGAUUGUUUCUAACUCAGCUUCAGCGCUAAUGUAUUACAAGUGUGACCUAAUGGAACAUGCACUUUCCCCAGAUUUUUUUGGCACAAAGUUUGAUGUUAUUCUUGUAGAUCCUCCAUGGGAGGAGUAUGUUCAUCGCGCUCCAGGUAUCACUGAUGACAUAGAGUAUUGGACACCUGAGGAGAUUAUGAAUUUGAAAAUUGAGGCCAUAGCCGAUACACCCUCGUUUAUCUUCCUUUGGGUUGGUGAUGGUGUUGGUCUUGAACAAGGCCGUCAAUGUUUGAAGAAGUGGGGAUUUCGUAGGUGUGAGGAUAUAUGCUGGGUCAAAACCAACAAGAAAAAUGCAACACCUGGUCUGCGCCAUGACUCAAAUACAUUGUUUCAGCAUUCAAAGGAGCAUUGUUUGAUGGGCAUAAAAGGAACUGUCCGACGCAGCACUGAUGGGCAUAUAAUCCAUGCAAAUAUUGACACCGAUAUAAUAAUAGCUGAAGAACCUACUGAUGGUUCCACAAAAAAGCCUGAAGACAUGUAUAGGAUCAUUGAGCAUUUUGCUCUUGGAAUGAGGCGCCUUGAACUCUUUGGUGAGGACCAUAAUAUUCGUCCAGGUUGGCUUACUCUUGGGAAAGCUUUAUCCUCAUCAAACUUCAACAAAGAGGCGUACCUGAAAAACAUCACAGAUAGGGAUGGGAAAGUAUGGCAGAGUAAUGGAGGGCGAAAUCCACCACCUGAUGCUCCUCACCUCGUCGUGACAACUCCGGAGAUCGAGAGUCUCCGGCCCAAGUCACCUCCACAUAAGAACCAGCAGCAUCAGUCAAUAUCAGUGCCCCUUGGCAGCUCCACUAAUAGGAGAUCUGGUGUGAGCACCCCACAAAAUGCAGUGACUGUUGUUGGUUCGGAAACCGUGAUGCCGCCGGGUUGGUCCUCCACUCCAAUGGCCGGUUUUGCAAACGCUGGAGGGAGGAGCUGGUCAUGAGAGCAGUCCAUUUGAUCGUUUUGGCUUCAGUGGCACCUCUUAUGGAAGACCAGGCGGAGAUCGUAUGGAUUUUGACACACACAGAUAGUUGUAACAUAAAUUAUAGGAUUUUGGCAGACAGAUUGUUGUAACAUAAGUUAUAGCCAUAAUUUUGUUGUAAGGAAACCAUUCUUUGGCACAUUUAUUGUUUUUUGAACUGGUGUAUUUAUUA
Molecule: messenger RNA, 3826 nt
Organism: Lolium perenne
Lineage: Eukaryota; Viridiplantae; Streptophyta; Magnoliopsida; Poales; Poaceae
Product: N6-adenosine-methyltransferase non-catalytic subunit MTB
Biological process (GO): methylation; mRNA modification
Cellular component (GO): nucleus; RNA N6-methyladenosine methyltransferase complex
Molecular function (GO): methyltransferase activity; mRNA binding
Source: RefSeq, a predicted model, not a curated record